AUGGAUGCUGAUAGGAGACAAAUCGUAUCAGCAAUUCAACGUGAUGUUGCUACAUAUAUUCGUGAAUUAGAUCAGAGAAUUACUCAACUUGAACAAUCAGCUCAAAGAGCUCAACAAGGAGUAAGAGUUACAUCAGUACCUUCAUUUGAAACGGCAAAAUCACAACUAAAUGAAAUCAAAGAAACUGCAGACUACUGGCAAUCUGGACAGCUUGAGCAUGAAGCUGAACAAAUUGAGCAGCAGCUUAAUCAAUUUGUAAAUACGCAAUUACCAGCUGCUGUUGAUCCAUUCAGCGCAAAACUUGAAGAAUGGAAGAAUCAGUUCAAUAGACAAAUGUCAUCUGUUGGUAGAACUUAUCAAAAACUCAUGGAUUCAUUGAAUAUUGAUACUGAAGACUUAGAAUUAGCCGCAAAACAAUUUUAUGAACAACAGCGCGCGUUUUCCAGCCUUACAACUGAAAUAAAUUCAAUGAAAACAGUUACAGACGAUUUCAAAAAUGAAACUCAGUCUGCAAUAGAAAAUCAGCAGCAUGAGUUGCAAGUAGCGCUAUCUAAUGCAUCACAGCAAUUACAAAUCGAUUUAAUGAGAGUCAAAGCUACAACAGAUUCAACUCUUGCCCAGUCUUUAGCAAACUGUAAUUCUUCGUCCUUAGCGGAUUUAUUUGGUUCAAUUCAAACUGAUGUCAAUUCUCAAUGUGCUCAAAUGGAAACAGGAUUAACUGAUAUCCAGUCCAUGCUAGAUAAGAGCGAAGAUCAAUGGAAAUCUGAUCUCGAAAAUAUUGAAGCAGAAUUACAGAUGGAAUUAAAUGCAAUGAGGAGAACUGUUGGUGGAGAUUACGACAUUCAAAAGAAAUUACAUGAAGCGCAGGCCAAAGCUGAUGCAAUUGAAAAAAUGAUUCAAGAACUAUAA
Trichomonas vaginalis G3 is the source of this 909-nucleotide messenger RNA. RefSeq lists its product as uncharacterized. Lineage: Eukaryota; Parabasalia; Trichomonadida; Trichomonadidae. The transcript has a single exon. The record is from RefSeq and is a predicted model, not a curated record. The coding region runs from base 1 to 909 and encodes 302 amino acids.